ACUCAGCCAGCCUCCACUGCCCCCGCCCCGGGGUUCGCCGUUGGGCCACAUGAAGACAGAGCAGCCAGUGACUGGGGUGGAGAUGAGGGACCACCGGGCACGAGUGCACCUCACAGAAGCGGACGCCCUUUGCUGGCGCGUUGAUCGCCGGGCUCUGUUACCACGUUUGCCAUGAGCAGGUGAUAUCAUAUAGUCUUUGUCUUCCUCUAUCUGACUUAUUUCACAUAGCAUAAUACCCUCCACGUCCCUCCAUGUUGCUGCAAAUGGCAAAAUUUCAUUCUUUUUUAUGGCUGAGUAGUACUCCAUUGUGUGUGUGUGUGUGUGUGUGUGUGUGUGUGUGUGUGUGUGUAUCACGUCUUCUUCAUCCAUUCCUCUGUUGAUGGACAUGUAGGUUGCUUCCAUAUCUUGGCAAUUAUAAAUAAUGCUGCUAUGAAAAUUAAGGUGCAUGUAUCUUUUCAAAAUAGAGUUUUCAUUGCUUUCAGAUAUAGACCCAGGAGUGGAAUUGCUGGGUCAUGUGGUAGUUCUAUUUGUAGUUUUCUGAGGAGUUUCCAUACUGUUUUCCAUAAUGACUGCACCAGUUUUCAUUCCCACCAGCAGUUUAUGAGGGCUCCCUUUUCUCUCCAGCAUUUGUUUUCUGUGGUCCAUUUGAUGAUACGCAUGCUGACAGGUGCGAGGUGACAUAUCAUUGUGGUUUUGAUUUGCAUUUCCCUGAUGGUCAGUGCCUAUUGGCCACCUGUGUGUCUUCUUUGGAAAAGUGUCUAUUCAGCUCUUCUGCCUGUUUUUUAAUUGGGUUGUUUGUUUUUUGAUAUUGAGUUGUAUAAGCUAUUUAUAUAAUUUGCAUAUUAACUCCUAUUUGGUUGUAUCAUUUGAAAAUAUUUUCUCCCAUUCAGGAGGUUGUCUUUUCAUUUUGUGGGUGGUUUUCUUUGCUAUGCAAAAGCUUUCAGGUCUCAUUAGGUCCCAUUUGUUUAUUUUUGCUUCUGUUUCCUUUGCCUUAGUGGAUUUUUUUUUAAAGAAAAGAAACAUUUGUAUAUUUUUGUAAAAAAAUUAUGAGCAAUAAAUUCUUCCGAGGAAAUGCCACUUCCCUGCUAGUGCAAGAGCAGGGCUCUGAGUAGCGGGAAAUAGAUGUUGUAUAAUCCAGCCUUGCCCUGGGGAAUGGAUUGCCUAAUUGCCUCCUGAAAGGUUUAAAUGUGGAGGAUUCAUGGGGAGCCUGGAGAAAAUGACACCGGCUGUUUGGUGAUUGAGUUUUGGGAGCUGGGAGGCUGUGUGCAUCCCUGAGGGUUGGGCCCAGAGACAGAGGCACCAAGCCCGGCGGCACAGACAACAACUGGCUACUUGGAAAUCCUGUGGAAGGAGCACAGAGAGGCAUUUGGAAGAGGAGUACUUUGGGGUUUUGUCUGUUUUUGUUUCUGCGGCUUUUUGUUGCUGGGCCAGAAGGACAAGGGGUUCUGCCUCCCCUCCCGACCCUGUGAUCCUGGGGCCGCCUCGGGCCGCCUCGGGCCCUGGCCGGAAGGGCCAGCGAAGCCCAGCACGAGUGUCCCAGCCUCGCCCCGCCUCGGGCCCUGGCCGGAAGGGCCAGCAAAGCCCAGCACGAGUGUCCCAGCCUCGCCCUUCAGCUGAGCUGAAACAGAAGUUGGCUUCGCCCUGCUCGUCAGGUAAAUUUGGGUGGUCUUCAUUUUCGAGGUGAGUAAUGGGGACUUUCUUCACUUGUCUGAAUUAUUUAGAUAAGAACAUACUUUAUACAGCUAGGUCGGCCUCAGUUGGUCCCAUGCACUGGGGAAGGCCAGGUGCAGGAGAAGCCCCCAUCUUUAGAAGAUGCUCCGUGUGGAUUGGGUCCCUGUCGCCCCCGGUCCUUGGAGCCAGUGUUGUCCACUCCGUGUCUGCUGUCUGUUUGCUACGAUGGGCCUUAGGUUCUGUCCUUGGCCUGUUCCUCUGGGCCAAGCCUCAGGCAGCUCCGCUGAGAGAGGCCCGGCAGGGAUAUUAGUGAGGAAAGGGUGCUGGGCCUGCCGCCCUCGUGAAGCAGCGGCCGCCACGUGUUCCCUGGAAGCACCAGUUUACGUCUUCGGGCCAAGGGUGUCCCCUCUUUACAAGCACCUUUCUUCCUCGCAGGCCGGCAGGCCAUCUGGACGUGAGAAGAGCCGAUCCGCUCUGCCGGCCCCCCGGCUCUUCCUCCUUCCUGGGUGCAGCCCAGGCCGUUCCCCUGUCCCUCAGGACGAGGCAGUCCAUCCACCCGAUGGUGCCCAGGGAGCCUCAGCCAGGUCCCCAGUUUAGGGGUCAGAAGCUGGCGUGGGGCUCAAGGUGGAUGCUGGCAAGGGUGGAGCCAGUUUCCAUGGCGUUUCAUGAGCCACACCUGCAUGCGCGCCAAGCCCCACCUCAGAGAGGCCACUUCUGCAGGACCAAACUCUUGGGCUGGCUGUUCAGCGAGCUGCCCCCAGCCUGCUCCCGGCCCCUCCCGCUGUGCCUGGGUGGGGGGCCAGCUCGCCGUCCCCGCCCUCCUGGCCCCGCUCUGCCCGGCUCGGAGCUCCUCCGGCCUCAGAGGGCUGCGCUCUGGCUGGCCUGGCGGGACCUGGGCACUGACUCCACUUGUGACUUGAUCCUGGUGUGUUCUCUCUAUGGACUGCUUCACCAUUAAGAAAGGGAAGAGCUUCAGCCCUGUGGCACGAAUUCCUGACACAUUCGACGUCCUAAUUAUCCAGGAUGAAUCAGCAGCUCUGCCCGGCGGGGCGCUGGGAAGGCUUGGCUGCCAGCCCACCGCUGGAGGACUUCAGAGAGAGCUACAUCUAUACCUGGGGAGGCCCCAAGUUGACCCCAUCCUAGAGAUUCCUUCCGUCCAUCUUAGUUGUGUCACUGGGGGCUGGAGGGGAGAGCGAAGCUGGCCGUGAGAUUUUCAUAAGAGGCUCGGGUUCCGGAAAUGAACACCAUUCCCUGAAAGUGAGGCCUUCGAGGUCGUUUCCACCGUAGCCUUGAAUCCCCCGGGACUGCCCUCGUGCAGGAGUGCAUCUCUGAGAAACCAGCCUGCCCACAGCCCCUGUGACCACCGUGGUCUUUGCUGCUCCCCCCUUUCCUGCCCCCGUGUCCUCCAGUGGUGGGGGUCCCCAGUUUACUUGCGAAUCCACAACCAAAGCCCAGAAAGAAGAAGGUUGGGGACCCCUGCCGAGGAGUGACGCACGGGUGUGCCAGGCGCGCUGCUCGAGAGAGCGGCACCUCCUCCUAAGUCAAGGGCGGCAGGUGGAGAGGCCGGUCCACGUUCACAGGCUCUGUGGGUGCCCACUGCUUGCCUCCCCCUGCACCCUGCUUGCCCGUAUCAAAGGGGGUGCUGUGAUCAACUCCCACCCCUGUCCCUUUGAAGCCCCACUAAUCUCCCUUUUCACCCCCCAAGCCCGUGUGCUGGCGUCGGUACCCCUGUGGCGUGUUGGCCACCAGGGACACGUGGGGGCCCCAGCUGGUCUUGCCUUGUUCCCAUCAUCCUUGUCCCUCGUGUGGAGUCGGACUUUCUCCAUCUCCUCCAUCCCCCUGGUGUUGUCCCCAGGACCCCUUCUCUGACCUCCUGUGUCCUCACAGCCCCAGGCUCCUGCGAUUUUCUGCCGUGUGCCCACAGGCUGAGAUGCCCACACUUCCUGGGCAGGGCCUUGCGUGCCUGCCAGACCUCUAAGGAGGGAGGUGAUCCCGCCCAGGCUUCCUAAGGGCUGGUGCCUGGCGCCCUGUGUACAUUCUGGAAUGCAGCCCACCCUGAGCACGCAAAGCAGCCCCGGUGGGGGCCACUUGGGAGAGGGUGAGAGCCUGGUCUCCCCUCCUCGCUGCUGAGCAGAUCCUUUUGGGACCACCGAGCCAGGAGCAACCCUCCGCUGGUGAAGCGGGACCUUCUUGGCCGUUCUGUCCCCUCCACUGGGGUCAGGGGGGGAGAAGCGGACUGCUCUAAUCCGCCCCCAGGGCUCCUGAAGACCCCGCUCGUGCUGCUAACAAGGAGCUGCCACCGUGGUCUGCAUGGCCCAGGGCUCAGAGCCAACCCGCGCCAGGCCGACCUAGAGCUCAGCUCGAGGCCCUGUGAGUGUGGAAUCCAUGAAGGUCCCACAAGCGGACACAUGGCUCGGGUGGAGGGGGGAGGCACCGAGCCUCUUUUGGUCCAUGUCCAAUCUUGCAAAUUAAGGAAACUGGACAAGUCAGUCAUUUUUGUAAGUUUCUCAGUCAUAGACAUCUUUACCUAUUCCUCCAAAGUCAUAUUCUGGACCCCAGUACAGGAAAACAGUGGAAGUGAGCUCACUCACCCUCACGGAAGAGGGAGGACUGACCAGAGAGAUGCCCCCAGAGGACCCGGGGCUGCGAACCCGCAUCGGAGGACCAGGCCAGGUUCUCUCUAAGCCCCGUCUCCGUGUCCUGCUGGGACUUCCAGAGAAGACAGCUUCACCUACAGGGAGGGCCCUGGCUGACCUCACGCUCCUUCUAAAAGCCCCGCGGCUGUGCUUCUGCGUCCACAGAGACAAGCUGUCACAUGAGCAAGAAGAGAGGAGACAGCUCUGCAACUUUAUACGGGCCCCGCUGAGGCGGAACUCCGUGGAGAGGUGGACGGCUAUUUCGGGAAUCGAAGGGCUUAUGACCACAACUGCUGCAUUCAGACGGCAGCUGCUCUCAGAGGUGCCGUGCACCAGAGCCCCCAGGAGACGCGUGAAAGCACAGACGCGAGGCCCCGCCUCCUUCCACAGCUGCCAGGCUUCGCUGGCCGUUCAGCUGCUUGGGAGCUGCGCCGAAGGAACCUUUUGUAUCGAGGCCCAGACUGGACCAAAGAUCUACCCAGUGGCGUUGCUGGGUGACGACAGACCUGGACACCCCGUGCAGGCUCACCUGGCCGUCCCCAAAGCCAUCUUCCCAGACGUCCACGUCCUUGCACAGGCUGGAAAGCAGGACACCCGUGCGGCCCCUCCGAGCGAGUGAAAGGAGCUGAUGACAGCCACCGUGCAGGAGCUUCGGGGCCCCGACGGCCUGCUGAAGGCUGUCCCUCGAGCCCUCCUCCAGGGCCGCAGGUGAACGCCCCCAGACAUCCGUGUCCUGAUCCCUGGAACCCGGGAAUGUGGAGUUCAGGGUGCUGGUCCGGCGACCCUGAGGUGGCCAGUGUCCUGGGCUCUCCGGUGGUCCAGUGUGAUCACAGGGUCCUUAAAAGUGGAGGAGGCAGCAGCAGAGGAGGUCAGCGACGUGUGCGGGAAGGAUUCAGUCCUCCAGAGCCGGCCUCGGAGACAGAGGAAAGGCCCCGAGCCGAGGAAGGCGGGCGCCUCGAGAAGCUGGAAACCGCACUUCGGUGGAUGCGAAUCCUCCCCUGGAGCCUCCAGAACGUGGGCAAACUGAACCCCAGGAGGAGCAGCCUCGGGCCCCUCAGAGAGGAAGGGAGAUGGUUUAAAAAAUAAAAAGGCUUCACGCUGACUGAAUUUUUGAGACACAUAGAUCAGAGUCUGUAAAAAGUGUGUUUACAUUUUUUCACAUGUAAAAUGGACUAAUUGUCAGGGAUGAUAGUCUGCAUUUGUAUCUGCAUUUGGCAUUUGCAACGCACAUUAACAUGCAUUAACCUCUAAGAAUGUGGAGGUUACAGAUGGGGCUUUGCUGGGCAAGGUCAAGGCACUCACUCAAGGUCACCCGGCUACCGGUGGUCCGGCGAGAGGGAUGCAGCUUCCAGCACAGACAGACAGACAGACGCUGGAAGGGCAGGCAGACGCUGGAAGGGCAGGCAGAUGCUGGAAGGACAGACAGACGCUGGAAGGGCAGACAGACGCUGGAAGGACAGACAGACGCUGGAAGGGCAGGCAGACGGAGGGCAGGCAGACGCUGGAAGGGCAGGCAGACGCUGGGAGGGCAGGCAGACGCUGGGAGGGCAGGCAGACGCUGGGAGGGCAGGCGGACGCUGGAAGGGCAGACGGACGCUGGAAGGGCAGACGGACGCUGGAAGGACAGACAGACGCUGGAAGGGCAGGCAGACGGAGGGCAGACAGACGCUGGGAGGGCAGGCAGACGCUGGAAGGGCAGGCAGACGCUGGAAGGAAGGGCAGGCAGACGCUGGAAGGGCCGUCUUGAUUACAAAGGCAAAAGGAUUGUUUUCAGAAUUAAACUCAUGCUCCACGUCUUCGCAACAAAAGCAGUGCGAACGUGCGUGAUUCCCCGAAACUGUUUCAUACAGCUUUACCUGAGCGGCUGCCCAGACAGCCCCGUCACAGACGACUGUUUGGGAAUGGCCUCCGGAAAUCCUCCUGGACGGGGGUGGGGUGCGUUAGCUAGAACACGAGUCUCCCAGAAGCCUGUCCUCCCGCUCACCCUGCUGUAGCCCAGAGCGUCACGCCAGCAGAGCCCACGCCCUGGACCUCCUCUCCUCACAGCAGCGAAGAUCUCCGCGGUGACAGGCCGGCUGUACUGCCUGCUUCGUCACCUGCUCUGUAAUUGGGAAGCCCGGUGUCCAGGCCCAUGGCACUGCCCCCACCGUCCACUCCCCCGCCUCGCCAGCCCUGCUUCCUUAGUGCAAGCUCCUAAUUGAUUAAACGGAUGACUGAUUAUCGGGCCCGAGCCAUGUGUUCUCCAGACACCCGUUUGCUUGGAACGGAAGGAGCGCGGCCGGCACCCAUCCCUGCCCGCUGCCCGCAGACUUGGAGGCAGGGUCUGCUGCGAACCCCGCCGCCGUAAUUGCCGCCAGCCUCCCCUGAAGCAGGUGCACACCCGCCAUCAGUUUUGCUGUCUUGAUGUGAGCGUCCUGCCAGCAGGCCACUGUCAGAUGCUGCUGACGCAGGACUCGCUGCUCCCAGCCUCCCAAAGCAGCCACACUGUUCGGGAUGGGAACGUGGUCCCACUGUGAUGCCCGGUGAGGGUUCCAUCAGGGAGCAGGGAGUGAGGAAUUCAGGUGCCUCCUGGUCGCGGGGCUGCUGGGGGACAUGUGAUCCAGCACUUUCUUCCUGUCUGAUGAGAUGGAGUGGUGACUCCAGGUUGGUCCUGGGAGCAGGAGAAUGUUUCCCCCCUCCUAAACUUUGGCCCUCAGGUUAAGAUGCCAUUACCCAGGCCGCCCUCGAAAGCCGGGGUAUCACUUCACCCCCAUCUGGACGUGAGAAGGUAGCGGGGAAACGGGGAUCCACUCGGUCAAUCCAGCCACGCGAGGCCCUUUAUUCUGUGCAGCCUGGGAGGCAGGCACAGCGUCAAACGGGAGGUGGGGUCAGUGCGUGACUGUCACACACAGUCCUGAGACUCGACGUCUGGAGGCUGACGAGCUCCUUUCUGCAGGGCUGCGUCCAUGCACUGUGCUUCUGGCAUCUUUCUUGCUUCACCCAUGAAUUUCCACGAAUUUUGUGCUUCUUUAAAGUGAAGCAAUGAUUGUAAGACAAAUAUAAAGCUACGGAGUGCAAAAGCAUCUAUGUUUCUACAGUUUUCUCCUCAAUCUUUUAACGGUGGCUGGUCUCACCCAGGGCCAGUUUGGAAGCAAUAUUUGUGCUACUCAACUUUACCGAGUCUUUCGAAAGCAUUAGGCUCAAUUUUCGUAAAACAUCAAUUCCCUCUCUUUUCACUCGGCCUCCAUCAUUUUGCAUCCCAGUAAGUAAAUCACAUCAGUGCAAUAAAACGGUCCUAGACGGGCUUGGGACCAAGCACACUGCUUCCAGCUGCAUACAAGUAGCUCGAGACGGCCACGGGCUCCGCGGGCCAGCUGGAGGUCCUGCCACG
Molecule: messenger RNA, 7677 nt
Organism: Balaenoptera ricei (Rice's whale)
Lineage: Eukaryota; Metazoa; Chordata; Mammalia; Artiodactyla; Balaenopteridae
Exons: 5
Coding region: 4294-4926 (210 amino acids)
Source: RefSeq, a predicted model, not a curated record